Messenger RNA from Durotheca rogersii, 1599 nucleotides. RefSeq names its product glycosyltransferase family 20 protein. Gene Ontology annotation, cellular component: cytosol; alpha,alpha-trehalose-phosphate synthase complex (UDP-forming). Gene Ontology annotation, biological process: trehalose biosynthetic process; cellular response to heat. The transcript is spliced from 2 exons. The record is from RefSeq and is a predicted model, not a curated record. The coding region runs from base 1 to 1599 and encodes 532 amino acids. NCBI's taxonomy places the organism in Eukaryota, Fungi, Ascomycota, Sordariomycetes, Xylariales, Xylariaceae. Gene Ontology annotation, molecular function: alpha,alpha-trehalose-phosphate synthase (UDP-forming) activity.
AUGCCGUCGGCUGACGAGGGCGAGACCCCCUCUACUGGCGACCGCCGACUGCUCCUGAUCUCGAAUCGGCUCCCCAUCACCAUAAAACGGAAGGAUGAAGGCAGUUAUAGCUUCUCCAUGUCUUCCGGAGGCUUGGUCACCGGCCUAAGCGGCUUGAGCAAGACCACCAGCUUCCAGUGGUAUGGCUGGCCCGGCCUCGAGGUCCCCGAAGCCGAGAUCCCCGUCGUCAAGCAGCAGCUCAAGGAACAAUACAACGCGCAUCCCAUCUUCGUCGAUGACGAACUCGCCGAUAGACAUUACAACGGAUUUUCUAACUCGAUCCUUUGGCCGCUAUUUCACUACCAUCCCGGAGAGAUCACCUUCGACGAGAACGCAUGGGCGGCCUACAAGGAGGUCAACAUGUUAUUCGCCAAGACUGUCGUCAAGGAUGUCCAGGAUGGCGAUCUGAUCUGGGUCCACGAUUACCACCUGAUGCUGCUCCCCGAGAUGCUGCGCAACGAGCUCGGCGACAAGAAGGAUAUCAAGAUCGGCUUCUUCCUGCACACGCCCUUCCCGAGCAGCGAGAUCUACCGCAUCCUGCCCGUCCGCGAAGCCCUGCUGGAGGGUCUCCUGCAAUGUGACCUGAUCGGCUUCCACACCUACGACUACGCCCGCCACUUCUUGAGCUCGUGCUCGCGCAUCCUCGAGGCGGCGACGACGCCCAACGGCGUCGAGUACCGCGAGAGGUUCGUGACCGUGGGCGCGUUCCCGAUCGGAAUCGACCCGGAGAAGUUCGUCGAGGGACUCAAGAGGCCCAAAGUCCAGGAGCGCAUCGCGUCGCUGUCGCGCAAGUUCGAGGGCGUGAAGCUGAUCGUCGGCGUCGACCGCCUCGACUACAUCAAGGGCGUCCCGCAGAAGCUGCACGCGCUCGAGGUCUUUCUGACAGAGCACCCAGAGUGGAUUGGCAAGAUCGUACUCGUGCAGGUAGCGGUGCCGUCGCGGCAGGACGUCGAGGAGUACCAGAACCUGCGGGCGGUCGUCAACGAGCUCGUCGGGCGGAUCAACGGCCGCUUCGGCACGGUCGAGUUCAUGCCGAUCCACUUCCUGCACCAGAGCGUGCAGUUUGACGAGCUGUGCGCGCUGUACGCCGUCUCGGACGUGUGUCUAGUGAGCUCGACGCGCGACGGCAUGAACCUGGUGUCGUACGAGUACAUCGCGACGCAGCAGAGCCGGCACGGCGUCAUGAUCCUGUCGGAGUUCACGGGGGCGGCGCAGUCGCUCAACGGCAGCCUCAUAGUCAACCCGUGGAACACGGAGGAGCUCGCGAACGCGAUCCACGACGCCGUCACCAUGUCGGCCGAGAUGCGCGAGGCCAACUACCGCAAGCUCGAGCGCUACAUCUUCAAGUACACGUCCGCCUGGUGGGGGCAGAGCUUCGUCAACGAGCUCACCAAGGUCAGCAGCGCCGACAGCCACGGCGUCGACAGCAAGUCCCCGCCCAACGCCCGCCCCGUCCUCGGCGACGACGGCAGCCGCGCCCUCUCGGGCGUCUUCGAGAGCGUCAAGGUCGCCACGAGUUCCGCCGCGCCUUCGGGCGGCGCGCUCGGCUCGCUCAAGUAA